GCUUCCUUUGUUACGUUGGCAACAAGUAAAAGCAGUAACUAAACGCGCCUCGAGCGUCGCAUUUCAAUCAACAAUUGUUAUUUGUUUCUAUUCCCGCUUGUGUUCUUGUCGCGUGCGAUGGUGUGAUUCUGCUCUGGAACAUUCGGGAACUUAAUUCAUAACUUAAACAAAAUUACGUAUACAAGCAUGAAAUAUUACAAUUAUAGUGAUUACGGAAGUGGGAGCUCGGUGGAUUCGUCUUCGUUAAGCCAAGAUAUUCCACUUCGUUCAAAUCUGUCUUCCGAUUGGAAUGCCACCAAGUCAUCCAGCAUUGCCAAUCUGAUGAUCGGUAAAUGCUCUCUGGAUGACGCGAUGAAGGAGUUCAGACUGAACGGCUUGGAUUCUCCGUACAAUCCCGACGAGGACAACAUCUGGAGCGCGCGAGCAGUUGCAGAUACAUCGACCCAAUGGAACACGUACUCCAGGCAGGUGUCGUGGCCAGCCCCCGAGCGGUCUCCCAAGGUACCGCUCCCGGGCUCUCACUGGACUUCCGGUCUGAGCAGCCCUCCUGUGCGCAAUGAGACCCUGACACCUCCUGCCGCCAGCCAAGUGCAGCCCACCGAGGAGCAGCUGCGGGUGUUGAGCUCGCUGCCGGACGCCGUGCUCUACACCCUGCUGAGGAAGCUGGAGAGAAUCCGGGGAGACGACGCGACCAGGACGAAUGAAGAGUGCCGGUUCUGCAAGAACAACGGCGAGCGCGCGGCGUACUACCGCUCGCAUGCGCUGCGCGACGCCGCCGGCCGCGUGGCCUGCCCCGUGCUGCGCGCCUUCGUGUGCGCGCGCUGCGGGGCCCGCGGGGACGCCGCGCACACUGCCAAGUACUGCCCCCGCGCCACACGAGACGAGCGCAUCAAGUCGGCCGCCAUGAUGCGGAGCGUCCGCUCGGCGUCGAGUCGGCGCCGCCAGGCCGCGCUGCUGCCCGCGGGCCCCGAGUACGUGACGUUCGGCGAGCGCCCGCCCUCCGCCGCGCGCGACACCAGACUGUACGGUGCCUUCGACUCCGCGCCCCUGGAUCCGCUUUGGGCUGCCCUGGAACAGAAAUUGAUGCUCUAAAUUAAAAAACAAAUUCAAUCGAUUUAUUUAAUGACAUAACUUAAUGCUAUUGAAUAAAUAACAGUCCUGAUAACGGACAGACCGCGGUGUCCGCUAGAUGGCGCUAUACUAUAUUUACUUGACUGACCUUUGUUGUCUGCAACACAAAUCGUGUGUUUUAAUGCUAUGAAGCAUUUGUAUUAUUUGAUUCGAUUUUUUUUAGUUUUGACUAAAAUAUAUUUUUGUUGAAUUUCAUUAAUUUUAUUAGAAAAGGUAGUUUCACUACAGGCUGCAUAUUAAUAUAAUCAUAGAAUGCAUUAUUAAAACAAAAUAUAAAACAUUUUAAUACUUUCAAUGCUGAGUACAUUGAAAUAUGAAUGAGUACAAUCAAAUCCAAUGAUAGUUUCACAAUUUGCUAACAGAUGGCGCUAUUCGCAAUGCUGACAUCAUGAAUAAGUUGAUAAUUAUUAUUAAUAAAUAGUUUAAACUUAUUUGUCAUAAAUAUUUGCGUGAAUUUUGACUUUUAAAAACUCGAACGCCAUUUUGUUUGCAACAUUUCUUACAAUCAAUAUUAAUUUUUUGACAAUAUUUUUACUGAAAUGUAAUAAGUCCUAUGUGUUGUUAUAAUUUAGAUAGGUAUUGAAUAAGUCUCUUCUAGAGCUGACAGAUGAUAUUUUUCUUGUUGAUUUUUUCAUUCUAAUCUUUAUCAUUUCUUCUUGUGGCUUUUAUUUAGGUGGUUGGUGUCUUUUUGGGUUAUUUAAUUAAUAAAUAAAAAUAUAAAAA
This is a messenger RNA of Bombyx mori (domestic silkworm), 1854 nucleotides long. It is a transcript of the gene Nanoso, whose product is annotated as zinc finger protein NANOS-O. The record is from RefSeq and is a predicted model, not a curated record. Gene Ontology annotation, cellular component: perinuclear region of cytoplasm. The transcript is spliced from 7 exons. Gene Ontology annotation, molecular function: mRNA binding; zinc ion binding. NCBI's taxonomy places the organism in Eukaryota, Metazoa, Arthropoda, Insecta, Lepidoptera, Bombycidae. Gene Ontology annotation, biological process: negative regulation of translation; oogenesis. Bases 187 to 1092 code for a protein of 301 amino acids.